Molecule: messenger RNA, 3391 nt
Organism: Pogona vitticeps (central bearded dragon)
Lineage: Eukaryota; Metazoa; Chordata; Lepidosauria; Squamata; Agamidae
Gene: KCNJ5
Product: potassium inwardly rectifying channel subfamily J member 5
Biological process (GO): regulation of monoatomic ion transmembrane transport; potassium ion import across plasma membrane
Cellular component (GO): plasma membrane
Molecular function (GO): G-protein activated inward rectifier potassium channel activity
Source: RefSeq, a predicted model, not a curated record
UGCCUUGCCUCCCCUCCGGCCCUUUAAAUAGCUAUAUUACACAGAGAAUUCAUUUGUACUCUACACCUAGCAAGAAGGAGCGAGGGAAAGGCAUGGAGAGGGAAAUUUAACAGGGAAAAGUGGGGUUGUUGUGUGUGUGUGGGGGUAUGGAGUGAGUACUGACAGCUCUGCCUGAGCUAAGGGAAGGCAGGGAUGGAUAACAAGAGGGGGGCGUGAGCGACUGGGUUUCAGGCAUCUUUUGUUAUAGCAGGCAGCAGAAGGCAAGAGGGCGAGCAAGACAAGUCUUGGAUAAGAAGAAGACCUUUCCAUUAUUCCGGGGAAGCUGAUGGCAUGGAAUGGACAACCGCAACACAUUUGCCUCCCUGCCUCCCUUUGAGUGUUGCCUUCACCCCCAAGUGCCCCCCAGAAUGUCCGACGGGGCGUUAACAUUUCCAGUUCCUUGCCCUUGUUUCUGUAGCUGUUGAUCUGAGGUAAAGAAGAAGUAAUUAUGCCGAGUCUACCUAGAACACACAUGAGAAAGAUGAGAUUUGAACUCAGGGUCUCCAGAAUUGAAACCAACAUCUUAUGUCUUGUGCCACGCUGCCUCUCAUGUUGAGCUCAACCAUGGCUGGAGAUUCUAGAAUCUUCAUGAACCAGGACAUGGAAAUAGGGGUCACUCCAAGAGAGCAUAAGAAGAUUCCCAAACAAGCUCGAGAUGAUGUUCCAAUUGCCACUGACAGAACUCGUCUCUUGGCAGCGGAAAUUAAGAAGCCACGCCAGCGCUACAUGGAAAAAAGUGGCAAGUGCAAUGUGCACCACGGAAAUGUCCAGGAAACCUACCGAUAUCUCAGUGACCUCUUUACCACUUUGGUGGACCUCAAGUGGCGCUUCAACCUUCUUGUGUUCACCAUGGUCUACACCAUCACUUGGUUGUUUUUUGGCUUCAUUUGGUGGCUCAUUGCCUACAUUCGGGGAGACCUAGACCAUGCAGAAGAUGAAGAUUGGAUCCCUUGUGUUGACAAUCUCAGUGGAUUUGUCUCAGCAUUUUUGUUCUCCAUCGAGACGGAGACGACCAUUGGGUACGGCCAUCGAGUGAUUACCGAAAAAUGUCCUGAAGGUAUCAUCUUGCUUUUGGUUCAGGCCAUCUUGGGCUCUAUCGUCAAUGCGUUCAUGGUGGGGUGCAUGUUUGUGAAGAUCAGCCAACCAAAAAAGAGGGCAGAGACCCUCAUGUUUUCCAACAACGCUGUGAUUUCAAUGAGGGACGAGAAACUCUGCCUCAUGUUCCGAGUUGGGGACCUGAGGAAUUCCCACAUUGUGGAGGCUUCCAUCCGAGCCAAGCUGAUUAAAUCCAAACAGACCAAAGAGGGGGAAUUCAUCCCCUUGAACCAAACAGACAUCAAUGUGGGAUUUGACACAGGAGAUGACAGGCUGUUCCUGGUGUCGCCCCUCAUUAUUUCGCACGAAAUCAACGAGAAGAGCCCGUUUUGGGAAAUGUCCCGUGCCCAGCUGGAGAAGGAGGAGUUCGAAAUUGUGGUCAUUUUGGAAGGGAUGGUGGAAGCAACUGGAAUGACUUGUCAGGCUCGGAGUUCAUAUAUGGACACAGAAGUGCUUUGGGGCCACCGCUUCACCCCGGUCCUCACUCUGGAGAAGGACUUUUAUGAAGUUGACUACAACAGCUUCCACAGCACCUAUGAAACCAACACGCCCUCCUGCUGUGCCAAAGAGCUGGCUGAGUCCUUGCAAGAAGGGCGGCUUCUCAGCCACUCAUCCAAUGCUAACCUGUUAGUUGUGGGGGAAUCGGAUGAAAGGAAGGAAGAGGAGGAGAAGACGGAAGAGGAACAGGAGGAAGGGAGAACAACAGAGAAGGAGGGGAACACAGUUGAAGGCCAGGAGGCUGCUGAGUUGAACGGAGCCAAUGGGAUGGCAGGAGAUGUGAAAGGCAGCUUGUCCUUAUAACACAGAGACUUGACCGAACUAUAGAAAAUCCAGGUGCACCACGGAGGGGCAACCAGGGAAGUGUGGGGGAUGGAAGUCUACAGGACAAUGUACUUCUUCCCAGCUGUAUUACUCAACUCAGAUGGGCCCCUCCGUAUAUUUGGGUUUUCCCCCCUCCAAAAUGGAGGGUGCUACUACAGGGACUGACUCACCGGUCUGAGAUCCAUGGACACAUGAAUAAGUAUUAUCUAAGAAGUAUUAUGGUAAUUAAUAUUGAAACUUCACUGAUUUUUGUUUUGUUUUGUUCUGAAUGCCUCUUUUUAGGCAGAGGGAGGGUAUGUAUUUUUAAAACUCCCUGUUCAGUAAAAGGAAUGUAGCUGGAAAUAUUUUCCUUCUUUAACUCAAUGCAUCGUAGACACAAAGUAUUGAAUAAAAUGAGAGGCAGGGAGAGGUGAGGGAGGGAAUCUCCUAUGUUUAACCAAGCAUUCGAUGUAACUUCCUGUGUGAUGGCUCAUUCUUUGGGUCUUCUUGCUUCUGGGGUCCUAUCCAUUGUGCUUUCCAUCCACAUAUGCUGAAAGGGAGAGGGGUUCCUGCCUUUGGAGAUGAGGCCAUUAUCCUUGAUAGCUGGGGGUGAUGGGCAUUGUAGUUGAGCUCAGCCACAGAUCAACAGGUCCAGGAAGGCUGCUGAAAUGCUUCUGUAAAGAAUGAGGGCCACCAAUAGGGUCCUGUCCUCAAUUAGGGAAGGAAUUCAUUUCACAGUAGAGAGAAAAGAGAGAGACAGAGGGAUUCACAAUGGAUCCAUCCUAGGUUUUAGCUUGAAAUUUACAUCAGCCAUCUGAGAUGCUGCACCCUGUCCCUCAAAUAAGUUCAGCACCAUGGAUAGUUUAUAUACAGUUUGGACUAAAACCCGGAGCGGAUUCCGCACCCUGAAACUGGAGCCAUCUGUCUCCAGUGUAUUCUGUACAUCAUCUAGUCGCAGGAUAUUUAUAUCGCAGAAUGUACACGCAGUUGGGUGCUGUAAUAAUUAUUGCAUGAAUAGUUUUGGGUAUAAUUUCGAGACACACCUUAGUUUUGUUUCAUUCUCCCUGUUGGUUAAGCUUGGAGUGUCAUUACACAGGUAGCCAAAACUGUGCCGUCUAUGCACACAGAUGUAAAAGGAACCUGGGGGGGCAGGUGCGGGGGGCUCAUGUUUGGAAAAAAAUGUCAAAAUAUUUUUAAAAGGUAAGAAAGAAGUAGCCAACCCAGUGAGGACAGCAUGGUCUGUGGCCACAUAUUCCUGACUGGUUCUUGGUAAGGAAAACGUAAAAUGGUGGGUAAGGAUGGAACAGAAAUACUGGCAUCCUAUGGAGGAAUAACACACUCUUUUGUAAAAAAAAAAAAAAGAUUUACAAAGGACGUUUUGACAUUUCUGUCAUGCUCAAGAAGUGGUCUGUUAUGUUCAUGGCUUCUGUUGCCAUUCUACAGGCGGGGAACUGAG